Molecule: messenger RNA, 1027 nt
Organism: Haliotis rufescens (red abalone)
Lineage: Eukaryota; Metazoa; Mollusca; Gastropoda; Lepetellida; Haliotidae
Exons: 6
Coding region: 183-722 (179 amino acids)
Source: RefSeq, a predicted model, not a curated record
ACAACGAUUUACAAAAGACCUCAGUUUAUCGCAUAUGACUUGACAUUCCAACCAGGAAGUAUGGUGUAAUGGGGUAACCCAGAAUUUGCAUCUACUUCCUCCAUGAGCUCGCAUACCGCUUGACGCACACAGGCAGCUAACUCACUUCCCGACGGGCGCCCUACACGACACCAGCUACCACGAUGAAGUCGCUGAUCACGCUGACGUUGGUGUUUUUCCUUGCGUUCCUGACUUCGGCGCAAGGCAACCUGCUACUGAAGGAGGCUAUUCGGAACGCGUUCUACGGCUUGUUCAAUGGCCGUGACGUCAGGACACACGUCACUGAUGCCGGCCAUGUGCAGAGCUGCGGCCCACCUGAUGCUAAUUUCUCUGUGUCGUGGGAGCCCAAGGUUCUCGACCCCGAGGGCAGCAUCGUUGUCAACUACACCUAUAAAGUCCCUCACGACUUCAAACAGGGAACAGCUGACGUGGCACUGUACUUCAACAAGAUAAAAAACCCUAUCUUUGACGACACAUUCCCUCUCACCUGUAAGGACAUUAAAAAAUACUUCCACUGCCCUUUCAUGGCCGGACCGACUGUCCAUGGAAGCUACCCCUACUCUAACCUGCUCAUCCUCAAAGGUUAUGAUGGGGUGUACAAAGCCAAAGUGAAUGUCAAGAAUCAGGACGGAAAGGUGAUGAUCUGCGCCAUCGCUGUGGUGGAGAUCAGAGGCAAGGACUAAGACAACCCUCAUCUGCUGUUACUUUCCCUGAAGACCGAUCUCAACUUGAACUCAAAUUUAAGAUAGAAACUUCAAAUUCUCUCUUUUAAGAUAGAAACUUCAAAUUCUCUCUUUUAAGAUAGAAAAUUCAGACUGACGUCCCUUAUAACAAGGAAGCAAGUACCUGCCGUUAGUAUUCCCGCGAUAUUUGUUACUUGUGUGACCAGGUUUCCACUCAGUGAGAUGUUUCACCAACGUAAUCCCGCCCAAUCAACACCAGAAUGAAAGAGCACAAAACCUCCAUCAUUAAAUCAUCUUAUCACUUA